Molecule: messenger RNA, 913 nt
Organism: Diprion similis
Lineage: Eukaryota; Metazoa; Arthropoda; Insecta; Hymenoptera; Diprionidae
Product: circadian clock-controlled protein daywake-like
Exons: 4
Coding region: 155-898 (247 amino acids)
Source: RefSeq, a predicted model, not a curated record
GAAUUUGAUCGACGCUCAAACGACCUUUCUGGUAUAAAAGGAUCCCGGUCUUCAUGAUUUUAACAUUAUUCCCCCAGUAGUGAACGGAAGACGACUGGUACACACAUAUUGUUGUACAAGGAACGGAAAUCGCGAGAUAUCACGACUAGUGAAUAUGUCGAAGAAUAGUUUGUUACCAUUGAUCAUCGCAGUCGUUGCGUUAGUCGUAUCAGUUGACGCGAAAAUCCCUAGCUACAUACACUUGUGCAAUCGAAAUGAUCCGGAUAUGUCGAGUUGUGUCGAAAAUAGCGUUAAUGAGCUGAAGCCAAAAAUGAUUCAGGGAAUACCCGAGCUCGAAGUGCCACCAAUUGAGCCGCUUGAAUUGGGUCAUAUAAAUCUGAACCUGGGUCCUGGAAUUAAGGUAGAGGGCAGAAACAUACAGCUAUCAGGCUUGAAAGAUUUUCAAAUACGUAAAUUGUCCGUAAAUAUCAAGGACGAUGUCUUCUACAUGGAGAUUGAUGUCCCGAAAUUAUUGGCGAGAGGAACUUACGAUAUCGAUACAAAGAUUGGGUCGAUAGCCUUGAAAGGCACAGGCCCUUUGAGUUUGGUUGGAGAAACCGUUACUGGCCACAUAACCUUACACGGCAAGAAGAUCCCCAAGAAUAACAAGACGCUCUACUAUUUUGCGAGCAUGCAGCUAAAGCUGUCGAUCGCAGACUACGAUUUGAAGCUGGAGGGUAUAGGUGGGGGUGAUAAGACUCUCGGAGAAGUAACCAACAAAGUGCUAAAAGAUGAAAAAGCCAGUAUAUUGGAGAGCGUGCUACCAGCCAUCGAGGAAGCGUUGAGCCAGUAUCUUUUGAAAUCAGCGAAUAACGUAUGCAAGCAUUUUACAUGGGAAGAGCUGUUUCCUGUAUCCUAGUUAAGGAUAAGAGAU